This is a messenger RNA of Quercus robur (English oak), 1916 nucleotides long. RefSeq names its product serine/threonine protein phosphatase 2A 55 kDa regulatory subunit B beta isoform-like. The transcript is spliced from 14 exons. NCBI's taxonomy places the organism in Eukaryota, Viridiplantae, Streptophyta, Magnoliopsida, Fagales, Fagaceae. Gene Ontology annotation, biological process: peptidyl-serine dephosphorylation. Gene Ontology annotation, cellular component: protein phosphatase type 2A complex; cytosol. Gene Ontology annotation, molecular function: protein phosphatase regulator activity; protein binding. The record is from RefSeq and is a predicted model, not a curated record. Bases 139 to 1674 code for a protein of 511 amino acids.
CUCACUUUUAACCGAUAACAUUACAAAAAUACCCAAAUACAUUCUAAGUGUAACAGAAUCACUCUAUCUCUCGGUAAUGGCGGGCUAGUGAUACCUGAAACCCAAACGUCGUCGUUUCUUUCGUAAGAGCAGCCAGCCAUGACUUUGAGCACAGAACACUCUCCCUCUUCUACUCCACUCGACUGGAAAUUCUCUCAGGUCUUCGGUGAACGAGCUCCCGGAGAAGACCUCCAAGACGUUGAUAUCAUAUCAUCAAUGGGAUUCGAGAAGAGUGGUGAUUACCUUGCCGUUGGAGAUCGAGGCGGCCGCGUUGUGAUUUUUGAAAGAAAGGAUGGGAAAUAUACUUCAAAUGGGCACCUUUCUCGGAAUGAGUUGGAGCAGUUGGAUUUUAGUUUUACAAGCCAUCCUGAAUUCCAAUAUAAGACUGAGUUUCAGAGCCAUGAGCCUGAGUUUGAUUACUUGAAGAGUUUGGAAAUCGAAGAGAAGAUCAACAAAUUAAGAUGGUGUGAUACACAGAAUGGGUCGCAAUUUAUCCUCUCAACAAAUGAUAAGACGAUUAAGCUGUGGAAGGUGAAGGAACAUAGAGUGAAGAAAGUAAAAGAAAUGAACCCAAAUCCUCCCGUGUGUUCAGAGAAUGCACUUUUGGCUGAAAGGAGUUUUAUAAGUGGACAAGACAAUCCAUCUGUUGGUAAUGGCUAUCUUCUGGAAUGGACAGAGAAGAUGGGUUCUAACACGUUUCCAUCUCAAGAAGUGCACUCGAAGAUUGCUGAUAUUGAAGACACUGCUCGUACAAGAUGUCGAAGGGUGUAUGCUCAUGCUCAUGAUUUUAACAUCAACUCCAUCUCAACUAAUAGUGAUGGUGAGACAUUUAUCUCUGCAGACGACCUCAGAAUAAACUUGUGGAACAUUGAGAUUAGUAAUCAGUGUUUCAAUAUCAUUGACAUGAAGCCAUCAAACAUGGAGGAUCUUACUGAGGUCAUAACAUCGGCUGAAUUCCAUCCAUUUCACUGUAAUUUGCUUGCAUACAGCAGCUCAAGAGGUUUUAUUCAUCUAGUUGACAUGCGGCGUUCAGCAUUAUGUGAUCACAGUGCAAUCCUAUUACAAGAUGGAGGAUCCCAUGGGUUUAAAUCAUUUUUUACAGAGAUCAUCGCAUCCAUCUCUGAUAUAAAGUUUUCAAAUGAUGGGCGGUAUAUCUUAAGUCGUGAUUAUAUGAAUCUAAAGCUGUGGGACAGUCAUAUGGAUUCAUCGCCAGUUGCAACAUUCAAGAUUCAUGACCACUUGCACCCGAAGUUAUGCGAGUUGUAUAAUAACGACUCCAUAUUUGAUAAAUUUGACUGCUGCCUCAGUGGAGAUGGAAUUCAUUUUGCAACUGGAUCUUACAGCAAUCUUUUACGUAUUUUCUCCCACGGUGUUGGAGGUGCAGAAGGGAUCACAAUAGAAGCUAGCAAAAAUUCCAACAGGAAGCCACUUCGUGAUGCUGCUCCAAGGACUAGAAGGUCAUCUUUAAGCAAUCUGACACGUGGACUUUAUCGCCUUGGGCAUGAACACUCAAGCUCAGGUACCGAUGAAUUCUCUUGUAACUUAAGCUCUAAGCUACUACAUUUGGCAUGGCAUCCAACCACAAACUUAAUUGCUUGUGCCGCUGGGAAUAGCUUGUUCAUGUAUUAUGCAUAGUUUCUGUACGGUCGUACCCAUGGAAAAUGAAAUAAAUCAACUAAUACUAGGAAGAACUUGUGCAUAUUACUUGUCUGUUCUUUCUACAAAUUUUACUUGGAUGUAUGCUGAUAGAAAGGAAAAUGAUAUGCAAAAUGUAAAAUAACUUUCUUUCUUCGGCCUACGAAUAUGCCAGCAUGAUGACAAGGCUGACUUGAGACUUACCUUUCAGUGGUUAUAUAAUUUACUGAUUUUUGUAGAAA